Anisakis simplex (herring worm) is the source of this 450-nucleotide messenger RNA. The record is from the annotation of a GenBank genome assembly. NCBI's taxonomy places the organism in Eukaryota, Metazoa, Nematoda, Chromadorea, Rhabditida, Anisakidae.
AUGAACAAUGAAAACUUUCGAUUAGCGAAUCUCUGUAGUACCCGUAUGGGUCGAGCGCAGCAGAUGUGCAAUGAAAGUGCUGAAUGCAUCCUUUCAAUGCAUCAACAUUUCAGGGCUUUGCCUCAUAUUUGCAAGCAGCUGCGAGAGUUGAAUAGACAAAUUGAUAAACUCAAAAGAUUCUGUGUUCAAACAGAGCUCGUCAUGACUCAUCUUGAAGCACUGCAAGUGAUAUCGAAUGGUGAACGUAUUAUUGAAGAGAAGAAGGCUGAUUUGAAGAAAGAGAAGGACCAGUACAGCGAGAUCAGCAAAGAGAAAGUAAAAUGGAUCUCAGCUCAGCCUCAAACAAAUAUUUUUACUGAGGGUCAUUAUGAAAGGAGAAUGAAUGAGAUGUUGGAUGCGAAUGAUGAAAAGCACGAAGAGGUAAUGCUGGAAGAAUUCCUGAAUCACUGA